Messenger RNA from Durio zibethinus, 890 nucleotides. Lineage: Eukaryota; Viridiplantae; Streptophyta; Magnoliopsida; Malvales; Malvaceae. The record is from RefSeq and is a predicted model, not a curated record.
UCCCAAAACUCCAUACUUUGCCGCUAUAUAGCUCACGUCCCAACUCCCAAAGCCAUUUUUCCUCAUUCAUUCUAUGGCUCGCAAUAUCGAAAUUGAGACUAAAGAAGAGAAGCCAAAAUUCCCUAAAAGCUUGUUUUUAUUGUUCCCAAAGCUUCCUUUCAACAGAAAACGCAGUGUUGAAGCUGUGAUUGAAAAGAAACCAAAUGAAAAGCAGUUGGGUGAUGAGAUGAAAAAGAGCAAAAAGGCUGAUGUGGUGAAGUUGUCAGAGACUCGGCCAGCAGCUCCUUCCCCACUGAAGCUGGAAGCCCAACAGUCUGAAAGGAAUUCCAAUCCGACAAUUCUGUGGCAGAAACAAGUCUUAGUCCGAGCCCAGGUUAAGCAAUGGCGGAAUCAGAGAACAAAGAAAUUCGAAGCCAAAAUGAAAAUCCUUUAGAACCCAGAAACAUUUUCUCAAUGUUACCCAAGAUAGAGCUGAAAUUCCCUUUCUUUAACCAACACUCUAAAGAAGCAGAUGCCUCGGUUAAAAAAGAGGAGGAAAAUGAAAUUCUAAAACCACCAUCUUUAUUUAUGGGAAACCGCCUGAAAUUUCCGCCGCCUUUGGAAUUUGAGGCGGAGGAGUGCGUUGGGAGGACUUCUAACCCUAUAGUUCUCUGGCAGGUUUAUGCCAUUGGUGGUUUCUUUCUACUAAAAUGGAUUUGGGCAAGAUGGAAGGAAAGGAAGGAGAUGGGAGCCAAAAUGGAAUCAUCCGAUGACGAGGGCGAGCAGCCUCCUGCUGAUGAUGAUUCUCAAUAUGUGUGAUAAUCUUUGGAUUAUGUUUUAUCAGACACUUUUACAUUCUGGAUUUUAGGAGUUAUACUUUGCAGAUAUCUUAUCAGAGUCCAAGUUUUUAA